Messenger RNA from Filobasidium floriforme, 1298 nucleotides. RefSeq lists its product as uncharacterized. The record is from RefSeq and is a predicted model, not a curated record. NCBI's taxonomy places the organism in Eukaryota, Fungi, Basidiomycota, Tremellomycetes, Filobasidiales, Filobasidiaceae. The transcript has 3 exons. The coding region runs from base 181 to 1203 and encodes 340 amino acids.
CACCUCUUCAGUGAUCAGUCUCCUGCUCCUCUAUAUCCCUUCGCUCAUCUGUUCCAAGUUCGAGAAUCCAUCAUUACUACUACUGCCACUUAUCGCACGUCGACAGCUUCGCAGCACCUGCCUCCUCCCUCUACACACACGCCUGGUCGCUCUCUCCCCACGCAGACACCUUCGUUCACCAUGUCCAUCUCCGGUCUCGCCAACAUUGCCAUGCCCAACAUUCCCUUGCCCAGCCAGCCCAUCUCGGCCGCUACCACCAGGAUCCUGGCUCUCACCAACUUUAGUCCUCAGAUCAAGACCAAAGAUCUUCAUCAGGCUUUCCAGCCUUGGGCAGAGGACAAGGGAGGAUACAAGAUCAAAUGGAUCGACGAUGUGACCGCGCUCGCCGUCUUCAACGAUGCUACUACCGCCAAGCGCGCCUACCUCUCCCUCAUCUUGAAUCCCCCUGCCAAUCUACCUUACCCAGCCGUCAUCCGACCCUAUGACGGACCCGACAGUUCUGCCAUCAUUCACUCGGUCAACGCCCGUACCCACGGUCACGGUGGCAACCGUGGCAGCUUCAGCCAAGCUGGAGGUGCCGCUCAAGCUCGAGCCAGUUUCAGUCAACCCGCCGGUCAACCCCCCAUGCUGCCGUUCGGUAACCCGAGCUCGAGCUCCGUACAACAACCAUUCGGCGUCGUGGGUAACGGUCACAAGCACGGGCGAUCCGCCAGCCUGUCGUCGACCAGCGGGAACCACGAACGACCCAACUUUGGUAGCAUCGGAGGCAACGCUGCAGGUUCGUCUGCCUUUGGCAAGCUCGGAGCGGGAGGUGCCUUUUCUGGCUUUGGUACGACAUCUGGGAGUUCCGGCUCGCUCUCGAACCACGUACGAAACUCGUCGAGCGUCAGCAGUUCAAACAUCGGAGGAUCUUGGGGGAGACAGACGGCCGCCAGCAACUCGGUAGCCAGUGGCUUCAACCCUAGCAGACUCGCAACCCAUCACGAGCAAGAUAGCCCCCAGACCACUCCCGUCAAGCCCAACCAUCAGGCGAACGCUUCGACCGCCAACUCGGCCGCUGGCCUUUCCAACGACGGACCCCACCCUCUCCUUCAUCUCCCUCAAGGCAACUCGCAUGCAGACCUUUCGUCCCCCGGGAUCGACAUUUUGGGUGCCGUCGGCCCCGAGGGUGGUCCAGGAGGAAGUGCCGGAAUCGUGCAGUGAUGAAAACCCUUCUAUCAAAGUCCAAAGCCCACUCGACUUGCCUUGAGCCCAUGUAUCACUUUUCACAUCUAUCUGUAAUGAUUAUUAUACGCAAC